Sporothrix brasiliensis 5110 is the source of this 960-nucleotide messenger RNA. RefSeq lists its product as uncharacterized. The record is from RefSeq and is a predicted model, not a curated record. The transcript is spliced from 4 exons. The coding region runs from base 1 to 960 and encodes 319 amino acids. Lineage: Eukaryota; Fungi; Ascomycota; Sordariomycetes; Ophiostomatales; Ophiostomataceae.
AUGGCCGCAUGGAACAACCCCCUGCGGCUUUUGUCGCCACUGUCUGAGCACCCAACGGCCUCGCCCUCGUUGUCUCCAGCUUUGUCCGACACGAGUGUCGCAUUCCUCGGCGCGAGCGUCAAGUUGGACAAGAUCAAACAGGACCACUAUGGCGCGUGGCGAAUUUUGUCUGCCUUUUUCGAACACCUAGACUUUGCCGGCAAAUGCAAUUUGACAGCGGACAUGGAGCAAUGCAAUGGCGACGACCAGCUUGUCGGCCUCUCAAAUCAUCUCUUGGAUGCGAUUUUGAAACCUUGCUUGCCAGUCAACGUGGCGGGUGGGCAAUCUCCCGAGCCGCUCUCGACACCACCUAGCGAGGGUGCCGAGGACGCAAUUGACGCGGGGAUGAGCACAAUCAACGCGUCAACUCGUGCGGAACAGGCCGUCCUCCGCGCCGAAUGUCUUCGCAGAGACGGGUACAGAUGCGUUUUUACAGGGACAUGGGACUUUAACAGCGUGGACAAAGGAAUGGCCAUGCCGCCACCAGAUUACGAGGCUGGCCCCGUCGAGUGCGCACAUAUCAUUCCGUUUGCGCUGGGCACGUUCGACGACGGCGAUGCUGUCCAAACUCGAAAUAAAACCAUCAUUUGGUUUUCGAUUCACCGCUAUUUUCCAGAGCUGAAGGAUUUGAUCGAUGCUAGAAGCAUCAAUCAAUGUGGGAACGUGGUAACAAUGGACCUGCCAACGCAUCGAAAUUUCGGCUCCUACAUAGUUGCAUUCCAACCACAGGGCGACAACAAGUAUGUUGCAACACGGCUCGUCGACGUGAAUGUUCGAACAACCUCGAAAACUGGAUCGGCCGUCUUCAGCCUAGCGUCUGCAGAUGAUCAAAUUCCAAUGCCGAACCAGGAGUUCUUCAAGGUUCAUUUCAUCAUCAGUCGUAUUCUUCAGACCUCGGACGAGGAAGAGAAAGAGGCGUGA